Molecule: messenger RNA, 1436 nt
Organism: Pogona vitticeps (central bearded dragon)
Lineage: Eukaryota; Metazoa; Chordata; Lepidosauria; Squamata; Agamidae
Source: RefSeq, a predicted model, not a curated record
AUGGAAAAAGGAAGUAUCAGAGGCUUCUUCUUCUUCUUCCUCCUCCUCUCUCUCUCUCUCUCUCAGGUGGGCAACUACCUGCGGAUGUUCCGCGGCUCCCUCUACAAGCGCUACCCUUCGCUCUGGCGGCGCCUGGCCACCGUCGAGGAGCGCAAGAAGAUCGUCGCCUCCUCCCACGAGUCCCAGCGGAGCCACAGUCCCCGGAGAUAUCACGGUUACACCACACUAGCAACCAGCGUGACUCUGCUGAAAGCUUCAGAAGUCGAAGAGAUCUUGGAUGGGAAUGACGAAAAGUACAAAGCCGUCUCCAUCAGCACAGAGCCCCCCACUUACCUCAGAGAGCAGAAGGCGAAAAGGAACAGCCAAUGGGUCCCAACCCUCCCGAAUAGCUCCCAUCACCUGGAUGCUGUGCCGUGCUCAACUACCAUCAACCGAAACCGGAUGGGCCGGGACAAAAAGAGGACCUUCCCCCUUUGCUUUGAUGACCAUGACCCAGCUGUGAUCCAUGAGAAUGCCUCUCAGCCAGAGGUGCUGGUACCAAUCCGAUUGGACAUGGAAAUCGACGGGCAGAAACUGAGAGACGCUUUUACCUGGAAUAUGAAUGAGAAACUAAUGACUCCCGAAAUGUUUUCGGAGAUUCUCUGUGAUGACCUGGACUUGAACCCUCUCACGUUUGUGCCUGCCAUUGCGUCAGCCAUACGACAGCAGAUUGAAUCCUACCCAACUGACAGCAUCUUGGAGGACCAGUCUGAUCAGCGUGUCAUCAUUAAGCUCAAUAUCCACGUAGGGAACAUCUCCCUGGUGGACCAGUUUGAGUGGGACAUGUCCGAGAAGGAGAACUCCCCAGAGAAGUUUGCCCUGAAGCUGUGCUCAGAGCUGGGGCUGGGUGGCGAGUUUGUCACCACCAUUGCGUACAGUAUCCGGGGGCAACUGAGCUGGCAUCAGAAGACGUAUGCGUUCAGUGAAAACCCACUGCCGACAGUGGAGAUUGCUAUUCGUAAUACUGGUGAUGCUGACCAGUGGUGCCCUCUGCUCGAAACACUGACAGACGCAGAGAUGGAGAAGAAAAUCCGGGACCAAGACAGAAACACGAGGCGCAUGAGGCGUUUGGCCAACACAGCUCCAGCCUGGUAGCUCUCCUGAAGUGGCAAAGGUGUCCCACCUCCAGAUGGUCUUCUUGAAGGACUGAAUAAGGGGAGGGGAGGGCAGGCAUUUGUCCUGUUUUUUUUUUUGUCCACCUUGGAGGGGGAGCAGAGCUUGCCUUGCCUGGCCCAGCAGAUCCCCGAGGGGGUGGGUGGCACCUACGUCCUCCACUUCACAGCUAUCUGUUGGAAUUAGGGGGUCCAGCAAAUACCUGUGGCAUCUAAGCCCUUCUCUUUUCCCACCCCACCUCAACCCAGACAACUUUUUAAAUAAAUGAGUAAUAUUUUGUUUUC